This is a messenger RNA of Parastagonospora nodorum SN15, 7038 nucleotides long. RefSeq lists its product as hypothetical. Lineage: Eukaryota; Fungi; Ascomycota; Dothideomycetes; Pleosporales; Phaeosphaeriaceae. The transcript has 2 exons. The coding region runs from base 1 to 7038 and encodes 2345 amino acids. The record is from RefSeq and is a predicted model, not a curated record.
AUGUGGAGCAGAUUUACGGGCAAAAGCGACAGCGGCUCGUCCGCCCCAAAAGAUAAAGACGAAGAAAGUCGCCGCCAACGAACUAGCGACUCCACGCGUUCCAAGCGCGACAGAGAUGCCGACACGAGAUCUGUUGUCUCAUCCACAUCCACCCGAAAGCCGUCCCGUCGCGAACCUGCGCCUUCCUCGAUUGCAUCCUUCGCGACUGCCUUCGACGACAUGCCAAGAGCCCGAGGAAGCGACGACCUGUACGAUGACCCGCGAGAUGAGCGCUACUCGUACAGGCGCGAGGACCGGCCCUCCAGCUAUGCCGAGUCAUCGGCAUCAACAAUGAAACGCGAACGAUCGCGCAGCCGAGAGCGCGACGACAAGGACAAGAACAAGAAAAAGAGCAAAGACAAGGACGUAAAAGGCUGGAAGCGACCAUCCACGCGUUCGUCCCGUUCAGGAAGCUUGUCGCAGGUGGGUGGCUACAAGAGCGACAUUGUCGAGAGCCCCAAGCAACCCACGCGAAGCUUCAGCGGCCAGAUUGGGAGCGAGGGCUUCUCGCAGUUCCCAGGCCAGGCUCAAUUCCCUGGACAAUACCCUGCCCAGUUCACCUCCAGUGCUCUGCCUGGUGGCAAUCAGUUUGGCGCGGCUGCCGAAAUGUACAAGGAUAAUGGCCAGAGUGUUCAUCAACAGCCAGGUGUGAGGCCACAGCCGCCGUCAGUCAUUAUUGGCCAAGACACACCACAUCUCACCUCCGCUGCUGCGCAGCCCAAUCCCGUUGCCGAUACUGGAUCUGGUGCUGCUGCAGACUUCUACGGUGGCAACACGGGCAAGCCUUCGUCGAAGCCACCUCGACCAUCUUCAAUGCCAGGUGCCUUCUUCGAGGAAGAUUCUGCACCUGCAAAACCACCACGACCCUCUUCCAAGCCGCAAAAACCAGCAAAGCCCUCCAAGUUCGGCUCUGCUGCGACUCUGGCUGGUGGAGCAGCUUUGGGAUAUGCCAUGGGCAACGGCUCAUCCAGCAACCACCAGUCCGGUGCUUACAGCAGCUCUUCCAGCAACUACCAGUCGACUUCUUACACAAACGCCAAUUCGGGCUAUUCCGCCUCCAUAUAUAAUCAGAGUGUGAAACCUUCAAGCUCGGCCACUGGCGGCAGCAGCCACAUCCCCACCUAUUCUCAAGCCAUGGAGGGAAUGCCUCCUCCGAAACCACCUCGUCCCGGCAAGCCCGAAAAGCAUUCAUCGAGCAGCAACGUGGGACUGUAUGCGACGGCAGGAGCCGCUGGGCUUGCAGCAUAUGGUCUCCACCAACACAACUCGCACUCAGGCUCGCACGCUCAGUCGCAUGUCCACUCACACGACCAUUUGCACAAUCAUUCCACCUCGAUACCCGGCGCCUUCCCAGGCAGCAACUACAACAAUGGUACACACUCCUCAUCCGCCCACUACGCUAAUGGCGACAUGGCGCAGCAGCAUCAGCAUACUGGGCCUGUGUCCCGCUUUGUUGACUGGUGGAAGGACUACGAAGACGUCCAGAAGAUGGAGGAAUACACCGAAUACAUUGGUGUGUGCAAGUACUGUUUUGAUCCACGGUCUUCUGUCUUGGACGCACCUCGCAAGCAUCACUACGGCCGCCGGCGAUCUAGCGAAAACAUGCGACGAUCUAGUGAAUACACGCGGCCUUCCGGCGGCAUUGAGAAGCAGUCUCGAUAUUCCUUGAAGGAGAAAAAAUCAUACAGCUCCUUCUCCUCAGGAGACGAGAGGCGGAAGAAGACGAACAGCAAUGCUGCUGGAUGGGUCGCAGCAGGACUGGGAGGCAUUGGUUUGGCCAAGGCAGGCAAAGCCGUACUAGGCACGCGCCGCGAUGAUUUUGACGACACUUACAGCAUCAAAUCAGGUCGAGACAACCGUUCAAGGAUAUCUGGCCUGUCCGGCCGUAGUCGAAGCCGUUCUCGCAACCGCAAAGAUUACAGCUACGGUGGAUCCGAGAUUCGCCGCCGCAGUCGCUCCCGCGAUCGAAUGUCACAAAUGUCCGUAGGUGUGACCAACGACAAGAAGGACUACAAAAUUGGUCGUCGACACUCGCGUUCUCGCUCACGCUCACGAGACCGCAAAUCUGGUUUCGGUACAGCACUCGGCGUGGGUCUGGCAGGCGCUGCGCUAGGUGCUGCCGUCAAUAAAAGCCGGAGGAGUCGUAGUCGGUCUAAGUCACCGAGGAAGGCUAUCACGUAUCAUCGGCGAGACAGUAGUGAUGAUGAACGUCGACGAAAGUCACAGCAGCUGCGGCGCAAAGCUUCGCGAAGUUCGACCUCUGGCGCCUCCGUCAUUGAUAUCUCGCAGAAUCAAUCCACACAAGGUGGCUUUUUAGGUGGUUUCUUCACCGCCCCUCCACCAAAGAUCAAGCGGAAGAAGUCCAUAACUGCAUCGCGCAAGAAGAAAUCUAAGGGCUUCUUCAACUUUAGCAAUGCGUCUUCGUCGUCAUCAUCUGAUUCCGAGAUGGCUUUUGGUACAGGCUACGUACAGAGAAAACGACGAUCGUCACCGAAGAGACGUCCGUCGUCGCCAAAGAGACGCCCAUCAUCUCCCAAGCGACGCAACUCAGAAGAACGUCUCAAGGCCACACUAGCAGGUUUAGGUGCGACUGCUGCGGCAAUCGCGGCGGCCAAGGCUCGCCGACGCCAUCAGGGCGACGUUGUGGCGGUCAAGGAGAACAGGCUUUCGCGGAAGAGUAGCGAUCGACUCAGACCAGCCUCCCGUUAUGGAGAUGAUGAAUGGGAGGAUCUGCCUGACGACGAUACCUCUGACUCCUCCGACAACGCUGGAUUGGUCUAUGGCGACUACGAUUGGCGAAAGGGCAAGAGUCAGGAAUCGCUUGCCUCGAACGGCUCAGGUACGAACAAGUGGAGCUGGCGAUGGGGAUUCGGUGGGCAGAAGAAGAGACGAUCCUCUGAGAAUCUCUACGAUAGUAUCGCCAACACCUCCUUUAUCGGCCCUGCUACAGGAGGCGCUGCGGGCGCCAUCACUGGAGCAGCUAUCGGAACCAAGUUGGGUCGCCAUGACAGUGAAUCAAGCAGCGCCUAUACUCUACAGACAGUAUACCCUGUUGCUUCCAACGAUCCAACAACUUUCGAUGCCAGACGCAUAAGCUCCGUUCCAACACCUCAGCCUAUGAUCACAUCUGGUCCUGGUUCUAUUAGCAUACAACAGCCUCAGCCAAUGCAUCAGGUGCCAGGGGCAAUGUACUCUACACAGGCGCCAUCUCAAUCUGGUUAUUCUGCUCCGGUCGGCCCACCCGUCUUCUCCCAGGCGCCAGGUCUGGGUCCCUUCCCGACACAGUACCAGUCACAGAACAUCACCAUUCAGGCUGCUCAACCAUCUAUGCAUCCUCCUCUCCCUCGCCGCGCCAACUCGUCGCCUAUUCAAACAUCCUCCUGGAAGCAGAACGCAGCCAUUGCUGGGAUAGCUGCAGCAGCUGGAGGUGCUGCGAUUGCUGCUGCGAAGAGUCACGAUCGUCGAACCAGCUCCCCGAGUAAUGUUCGAUUUAGUCUGACUAGGGAGCAGGCUGAUAAGGCUGAACGCGAACAUCGCGAAGAGCAAGACCGUCGCGAUGAGGACGACCGCCACCAUCGUGAACAGUUGAGGCUCGAAGAAGAAGCUCGUAGGGAUGAGGAAGAUCGCCGCCGCCGCGAGCAGCAGGCGCGAGAUGAUGAAGCCCGCCGCGCGGAAGAAAUUCGCAGAGAACAGCUUCACCAAGAUGAAGUGGCGCAUCGAGAAGAAGAGCGUCGCCGUUCCGAAUUGCUCCGCCAGCAAGAAGAAGCGCGCAGCUACAUGGAAGCCGAACGUCUCGCCAGAAUAGAAACCGAGCGCCUUUCCGAUGACCGACGUCGCCAGCAAGAUGAGAUGCGAGCACGGGAAGCUCGUGAAGCUCGCGAGAUAGAUGAGCAAAAUCGUCGAGAACGUGAAAACCGUGCAGAAGCUCUACGCAUAGCUGAUCGUGAAGCUGAAGCCGAACGCAUUCGAAACGAGCGCCGCGACUCCGAUCGUAUUGAAGCUUCAAGGCGUAAUAUUGAAUUUCGAGACCAGGCCGAGUUUGAUCGCCUUGAACGCGAGGCCCAGGAGUACUCAAGCCGAAACCGUCCUGACAGAGACCAACGGAAGCUUGAACAACAAAGGACUGGAAGCUCUGUGAGCUCUGUCGCCACCGAUGUUCGCCGCAAGGAAAAGGAGCUUGAAGAGCGGGAACGCGAGGUGAUGCAACAUGACGCACGCAAGUCUACUGUUGCAAGCGCAGUUGCAGCUGGUGCAGCCGCGGCCAUCACAAGCGCGGCGAUCUCUUCGUACAAGGACAAGGGCAAGGAGAAGGCCAAGGAAAAGGAGAAAGACAAGAACCGGGAACGUGAGCGGGAACGAGGACGCCGCCGCGACUCUUCUUCAACGGUGCAGACUGUCGUGCCAAGCAGCGUCAAAACUUCCGAGCCAUCAAGAGUCAGCACAGUCGAGCCUAACAAGACCAAGCCAGUUGCUCCUAGCAGCGUCAUCCCCAGCAGCGUCAUGACUUAUAAGCCGAGCAAUCUUCAACAGGACUAUGCCGAUGACGAUAUCUACGACCCCAACCUUUUCAAGAAGGAGUCCGCGCGAGACGUGCUUAGGGACUGGGAAGAGAGGUACAAUGGGCCGCAAGUGAGCCAAGCCGAAUUCUUCGCGCCCAAAGAGCUUCUGCAAAACGACAACCUGCCCAAGGUCCGCCCCAUCGAUCCUAACGAGGGCGCUACCAAUUUCACCAUAGUUGAAGCCCAUGAUGAACCAGCCACCAAGCCUUCGAUAACGCCUCCUUACCCGGCGCCGUACUCUUUCGUUGCUACGCGAGAUGGGAAGCCAGCCCAACAACAACCAUGGGCUGUGCCUGCUUUUAACCUAAUUAUGCCUACUCCUCCAGGAAGCAGAGCGCCCUCCGUUCGAGGUCCUCCAUCACCUGCCAUCGAGCCUGUGCCGAUGCCGACCCCUAGGCGUGUGCCGAUGCCAGAUGAUGCGAACAAAGCCAGGUCAAGGGUAAGCUGGGGCGAGAACCAGUUCCACCAUUUCGAAGUUCCGACUCCAGAGUCAUUUCGGGAGCAAUUCGUCUCUGACGGUGAUAUGACCGCUCGGGAUAAGCAGCAGGCACGCCAAACCGCAACCGUGGUACAGGACUCACCAAAGGCUGACCAGAAGACAACUACGUAUCAAGCUUAUCGUCCAGAGCAAGUAUCCAAAGUUACUCAGCCACCUGAGAUUGCACCGAGCACACAGUAUAUCAGAGAUGAGAAAGAGUCCGAUUGGGACAACGUAGUCGAUGCUUCAUCAAAGAAGAGCAAGAAGAAGGAGUCGAAGAAGGCCAAAGCCGCGGCAGCCGCGUUCGCGUCUGGCGUUGCCGCAAUGUCCGCGGGUGACUGGGACGAUCGGAAACGUGAUGCAGCGUCUGUCGUCAGCAACCCAUUCUCAGACGUCAACGCUGCGGCUUCUACCAUUGCCCCAUCCACUAUUGCCCCAUCGGCUGUCUCCUCGAUCCGUUCUUUAAGCAGUGUCUAUCAGUCGCCUACCUACGAUUCUGCCUCCGAUCUUGACCUGCGGAAACUCCCACCUAAGUCCACUAAUGGUCCGGGCUUUGUGGAGGGUGAAGUCACAUCCAAGGCCACUCCCAUGCAUGUCCCUGGAAGUUUUGACGAGGUGGCGGACACCAAUGAUGCUCGCGACAAGCCCGCCGAGGAGGACUGGGACUCGUCGAGCAAGAAGAGCAAGAAGGAUAAGAAGAAGUCUAAGAGCACUGACAACAUCGUAGUAGCACAGAACACCCCGAAACGAGUCGAGCCGGAGCCCAUCCCAGUACGCGAGCCAGCUAAAGAAAUUGCUUCUGCUAAGGAAACUUCCUUUGUUAAGGAAACUGCUUCUGCGUCCGAAGCUACAUCAAGCAAGAAGGAGAAGAAGAAGAAGUCCAAGGCAGCCAAGCGAGCUAGCGUAGACAGCUGGGAGGAGAGCGACGUCAGUCCGCUUGCUAGCCCAAAGGUCGAGCGCGACCCAAGGGAUCUGGAGCCCUCGACAGCCACCUCGUCCAUGCAAGGAACAGUCAAUGGCGGCAGUUCCUCUCGCUCUGAGAAUAUAGGCAAGAACGUUGCUGCCGCAGCCAUGGCGGGAGGAUUUGCAGCUCUUCUCGGUAACUCGAUGAAGCAAGAUCAAGACCGGAUUAAUUCCGAGUUUGAACAUGCUCGACAAAGCCUGCAUUCUUCCGACAAUCACAACUCUCGAGAGCCGUCUUUGCCACAGUCUAACGGCACUCGCCAGCUCGAUAAUGGCGAUCGGCCUGUUUCAGGGCCGAGCGCAUCUCACGAUGAAGACGGUCUCGUGGACGCCAAGACGCCUCGCAGGAAGAAAGAGAAAAGGCACAGCAGUGGCAGAUGGUCGCCCACUAUCGGCUCACCUCUUAGAACAGAGACGAAGUACGAAGAUUACAUGGGUCCGUCAAGAGACUUCGACCAACGCUCGUUCGUCGAAGCACCCAAAGUACCCACCACGUCAGCCUUCACGAACGCCCCUGAAUCUUUUGGCUCGCGCAAUGUGAACGAUUCGGGAUACCAUGCGCCAGAUGAACCUCCCAGAAAGGAAAUCGCCGACCGAGAUUCCGAUGAGUUCUUUUCAGCAGGUUCGGAUGAAAGAGAGAGGGCGAAGUCACAGGCACGAGAGCUAGAAAGACAGCAACAGUCUCUGCAAAAAUCUCCUAGCAACUAUGAGGAUGACGAUCAAAGCACGGUCAUCCAGACGGUCCGCUCUCCCGAGAGCAGACGUGAUGACGAAACACGUUCAGCUGGAUCAUCGAAAACAAAAUAUGAAGAUGAUAUGGUUCGUGAGGAACGAAACGGCAGACACCAUGAAUCAAAAUCGGACAAACUGGAGAGUCGCGAACAGAGUCGUGACCGGACCUACGAGCUUGAUGGCGAAGAACGCAAGCGGAGACACCAUCGCCGUCGGGAGACCGACGACACCAACGAUGACUGGGACACGAGAUCAACCUUUUUCUGA